Messenger RNA from Lachnellula hyalina, 2460 nucleotides. RefSeq names its product Drebrin-like protein (gene DBNL). The transcript is spliced from 5 exons. Gene Ontology annotation, biological process: regulation of actin filament polymerization. Gene Ontology annotation, cellular component: plasma membrane; site of polarized growth; cortical actin cytoskeleton. Gene Ontology annotation, molecular function: actin filament binding. NCBI's taxonomy places the organism in Eukaryota, Fungi, Ascomycota, Leotiomycetes, Helotiales, Lachnaceae. The record is from RefSeq and is a predicted model, not a curated record. The coding region runs from base 1 to 2460 and encodes 819 amino acids.
AUGGCCUCUUUAAAUACCUCUACCAACGGCCCUUCGAUCAAAUCUUCAUACAAUGGAGUCAUCAAUUCCGCUCCCCCAUCCGGUCCCGCCGCAAAGUCCCCAACCUAUGGUCAAUGGGCCAUCUUCUCCGUCUCUGCACCCCUAGUGAAUGCCUUCCAACAGGACAGCGGGGGAAAGGAGAGUGUGCUGAAGGUCCAGAGCACCGGAGAGGGGGAGCUGCUGGACUUGAUCGAAGACUUUUCAGAAGGCAGAGUCCAAUUUGCUUUCGUCAAAGUCCUUGAUCCUAAUACCACGCUGCCCAAAUAUGUGUUGAUCGGAUGGUGCGGAGAAGGAGUGCCUGAAAGAACAAAAGGCUACUUCACAAGUCAUCUUGCUGCAGUAUCUAAGAUUCUCCACGGAUACCAUGUUCAGGUUACAGCCCGCUCCGACCGCGAUCUGACCCCCGAGAGCAUAGUCCAGAAAGUUGCGGAUGCAUCUGGCUCCAAAUACUCCGCUGGCAGUGCUGCACCUGUUUCAUCUUCUGGCCAUCCACCUCCUGUCGCCUCCAAACCAGCUUUUAACCCUACACGAUCGAGUGGAGCUUCUAGCUUUAACCCCUUAGCAAGCUCGCGGGCGAGACAGAACGACCCGAAUGCGGAUGAGGAUGGCUGGGGUGCUGACGCGCCACAAGUGACUCGGUCACAACUGGAGAAGGUUGCGCCCGCAUACCAACCGACAAAAGUCAACAUGGCGGAAUUGACGAAGCAAAAGGAACCUUCGAGGUUUAAUGGAAGCCAAAGAGCUGAUAACUCUGCCUCCGAAGAUACGGUCAGAGGUGGCUACCAACCGGUUGGAAAGGUCGACAUAGCUGCAAUCCGUGCCCAAGCCAAGAAGAAGGAAGAUGACCGACCAACAAUCGUGAAGGGUGCAUAUGAGCCCGUUGGAAAGGUGGACAUCGCAGCUAUUCGAGCUAAAGCCCAAAAGCCAGGGGAUGAUGGAGGUCGACAACUUUCACCAGCUGCAACAGGAACUUCUGCCAAAAGCAACAUCAGCGAAGAGCACAGGUCUCUUGCGGACCGAUCUUCCGCGUUCACACAAUCAGAAAGACUUACAUCCUUGCCCAAGCCCAAGGUUGCAAAUAAAUUCGGGGGUUCAGGCUUCACCGGAACCAAAGCGCCCACUCCUGGCCAAUUUGGACUUCAAUCCGCCCCUCCAACAGCGGCUCCUGCACCCGUCGGCGCAGCAAGUAGGACAUUUGCUGAUGAGGGUGGAAAGACUCCUGCUCAGAUCUGGCAAGAGAAAAAAGCUCGCGAAAGAGGUCUUAGCGGAGCUGCUGCCCCUUCCCCAGGCAUUACAUCACCUUUGCAAAGCCAAACAAGCGGAGGAGGGCAAUGGCAGAGCGGGUAUAAAGGGAAGUCUUGGGCCCCUGUGGCUAUCAAUGGUACUGGUCGUUCUGCUGGAUCUGGUAGCAUUGGCCAACAGCGAACAGGCGAAGAAGAACACGAAGACGCAGCUCCCGCAUCGCCAGUUGGUGGCAUUGGGGCAAUCAGGGACAGAUUCAAGGGUGGAGCACCAAUGGGCGCACCCAGUAUCCCACGAACAACCACAGGAGAGCAAUCACCGCCCCCACCUCCUAUGAACACCCGGCCAUCUGGACCAACUGGCGGAGUGCCCAUGCCUGGUCUUCCCACACGACCCCGUCCCGAUGAAGAUGAAGAAGAAGAAGAAGAAGACCAAGCUGGACCCAACAUCCCUCCACCACCUCGAGUCCAACGCAGCCCAACACCCCCUACCCCCGAAGCACGUGAUGUCUCACCUGUCCGAAUCGCCAUGCCAGUUGCCCGAGGCAGAGAGAUUGAAGCCCCAGAAGAGCGCAACCCCCCGCCCGCUCUUCCCGAGCAAGCAAUUAGCAACCGCAUCCCCGAUGAAGAAGACCUCACUGAAGAGCCCGCCGGCCAUGACCCAGCUCGUGGCGCAGGAGCCGCAGUGGGCGCAGCAUCAUUCGGUCACAACGCCCCUUCAGCCAUCACCCAGAACUCAGGUGGCAAGCGCGCACUCAUCCAAUAUGACUACGAGAAAGCUGAGGAUAACGAGCUCGAGCUUAUAGAAGGCGAGUACGUUACCAACAUAGAAAUGGUGGAUGAGGAUUGGUGGAUGGGCACGAACUCCAAGGGCGAAAGUGGAUUGUUUCCUAGCAACUACGUCGAGAUCGUCGAGGGCGAAGAGGAGCAGGAAGAAGCUGCCCCUCCUCCUGUGCCAGCUGCUUCACGACCGACUCCCGCUCCUGCUCCAGCAACGGCGCCCUCGGGACCGACUGCGACGGCCGUUUAUGAUUAUGAGGCUGCAGAGGAUAAUGAGUUGAGCUUUGAUGAAAAUGCGACUAUUACUGGACUAGAGUUCCCCGACGAAGACUGGUGGUUCGGACAUUUCAACGGAAGGUCUGGUCUUUUCCCAGCAAACUAUGUACAACUUGACGAGUAA